UGACUGCUGUGUGGUUUAUAUACCUGCUGUCACUGGAGCACCUUACUUCCUACUAGAGGGGCCACGCUCAACUCUGUCCUUCGCCCCUUCUGACCUGCGAUGGACCGCAGGUGCAACGGCUCUCAGCCCGGCCGAGAUGCCAGCCCCCCUGGGGUUCCUACGGGGGAGGCCGGCGCAGGAUCACAGAGAAGCAGCCAGUCGGCCCCCCCUGGUCCCAUGAAGAGCCCCGAGGAAUCUUCUAGACACUGUACAUCGAUUGGCCACAGAGAUAGUCACUGUCCAGUGUGUCUGCAGACCGCAAACUUCCCCGUCUCCACAAACUGUGGCCAUCUGUUCUGUGCACCUUGUCUGAUUGACUACUGGAGAUACGGGUCGUGGCUCAGCGCCAUCAGCUGCCCUGUCUGUCGACAAGAGGUCAACGUGCUGAGCCAUCUCUUCAGUGACAGCCGUUCAGACCGGAGGUCAAAGGAAGUGGAGGUGGACAUCAACGACUACAACAGGCUCUAUUCAGGAGCUCCUAGAAAGGUAAUGGAUGACCUGUGGGACGCGCUGCUAUUCCUGCAGCUGUUAGCACGCGGCCUGACAGCUGUAGGGGGUCUCUUGUGGCUCUUUUUCUUCCGGGUGGCGCUGUGCUGUUUGGGCGCCCUCGUGUCCUUCUCGUCCCAUCCCCUGGACACUGUCUCUUCAUCAUCAUCUUCAUCAUCAUCAUCAUCAUCGGUUACGCUAGGGAUGAACCAGUCUCUCUGCGUACUGCUUGGUGUCCUGGAUGACCUAGUGGUGGUCGUUCUGCUACUAAUCUGCAUUAUCAACAUCCACCAGCAGAUGGAACUCGAACGAAGCGGUUCGGUGAGCGCGUUAGCAACGCAUGUAGUAGGCCUACUAUGAAAAAAAAAAAAAGCACGUUGGUAA
Messenger RNA from Gadus macrocephalus (Pacific cod), 909 nucleotides. Its product is annotated as RING-HC_RNF170 domain-containing protein. The transcript is spliced from 6 exons. The record is from RefSeq and is a predicted model, not a curated record. Bases 100 to 885 code for a protein of 261 amino acids. Gene Ontology annotation, molecular function: ubiquitin protein ligase activity. NCBI's taxonomy places the organism in Eukaryota, Metazoa, Chordata, Actinopteri, Gadiformes, Gadidae.